UCAACCCCGUGGCUUUAUGAAAGCCGAUACAGGGGCAGUAUCCUCACGUCCAGGAGGUGUUCCAGAAAGCUUCCGAGGUAUUAUAUAUAGUCAAGGAGCAGGAGCUGGUUCUGGAGGAGUCAGACUUACCUCAUCGGGCUUUUUGUGAUUGAGCUGCUUCCCGACUGGUCGUCUCCAGCUCCUAAGCCAGCGACAACAACACAAGCCACGGGGACGAGCCAGCGGACGUAACGCUAGCCAAGAGGGGAAGUGGGCUCCGUCUUCUUUUUCAUCGGGCAGAUGCUCCCAGCCGCCCAGCUUGACAGGAGUGAUGGGAUGUGUCAACUAGGAGAGGAACUCCUUGAUGAUGAUGAUAUUGGACUGAGGGAUCCAUCUGCAGUGUUCACACCAGAGCAGAGAGGCACAGGAGGGACCGAGGCAGAGGAGGAGGAAGAAGACAUCGACGAAGAAAAGAUGGGAGUGGGGAAGAACACCACCGCCAAAUCGAUGGACAGCAGCAGCGAAGGCGGAAAAUAUGAAGAGGAAGCCAAACAUGGAGCCGAUUUUUAUCCUAUUCCGGUUGUGGUAAACGGAGUUGGCGGAGCCACUGGAGAUCAGGACACGGAGAACACAGAGCUGAUGGCAAUCUACACCAAGGAUAAUCAAGCAGCAGAGAAGAGCUCGAUUUCAGAGACACUCGACAGCACAGACAGCAUGGAUGCAAGGAGGAUGGACAUGAUUUAUACCAUUGAAGACACCCCACCCUGGUACCUGUGUGUGUUCUUAGGCUUACAGCACUACCUGACAUGUUUCAGCGGGACCAUCGCCGUCCCGUUCCUUCUCGCAGAGGCCAUGUGCGUCGGCUUUGAUCAGUGGGCCACCAGUCAGCUCAUCGGGACCAUCUUUUUCUGCGUCGGCAUCACCACCCUGCUGCAAACGACACUGGGCUGCAGGUUGCCUUUGUUCCAGGCGAGUGCGUUUGCUUUUCUUGCACCAGCCAGAGCCAUCCUGUCUUUGGAGAAAUGGAAAUGUAACAGCACAGAGCGUCCGUUCCUGAACGGGACAGAGCUUCUCCACACCGAGGACAUCUGGCACCCCAGGAUACGCGAGAUCCAGGGUGCGAUCAUCGUGUCAUCCCUGAUCGAAGUCUGCAUCGGAGCUCUGGGUUUGCCCGGGAUGCUGCUGAAGUACAUCGGGCCCCUGACCAUCACGCCCACCGUGGCCCUCAUCGGGCUCUCAGGCUUCCAGGCUGCAGGCGAGAGGGCUGGAAAACACUGGGGCAUCGCCAUCCUGACUAUAUUUUUGGUGCUGCUCUUCUCUCAAUACGCUCGAAACGUUCACUUCCCCCUGCCAAUCUACAAAGCCAAGAAAGGCUGGACGUCCUACAGGCUGCAGGUUUUCAAAAUGUUCCCGAUCAUUAUGGCUAUUUUGGUGUCAUGGCUGCUGUGCUUCAUUUUUACGGUGACUGAUGUUUUCCCGCCGGAGGAGAACAAGUAUGGUUUCUACGCCCGCACUGACGCACGUCAGGGAAUCCUGAAAGCUGCGCCGUGGUUCAAGAUCCCCUAUCCCUUCCAGUGGGGGACUCCCACCGUCACGGCUGCAGGUGUGAUCGGCAUGAUGAGCGCCGUGGUGGCCAGCAUCAUCGAGUCGAUCGGCGACUACUACGCCUGCGCUCGCCUCUCCUGCGCUCCUCCACCUCCGAUCCACGCCAUCAAUCGGGGAAUAUUUGUAGAGGGCAUUUCCUGUGUGCUGGACGGCGUUUUUGGGACAGGAAACGGAUCCACCUCCUCCAGUCCAAAUAUCGGUGUCCUGGGAAUUACAAAGGUGGGCAGCAGACGUGUGAUCCAGUACGGCGCCGCCAUGAUGCUGCUGCUGGGGCUUGUGGGUAAAUUCAGUGCCCUGUUUGCCUCUCUGCCCGACCCGGUCCUGGGCGCUCUGUUCUGCACGCUGUUUGGGAUGAUCACGGCGGUGGGACUCUCCAACCUGCAGUUUGUCGACCUCAACUCGUCCAGGAACCUCUUCGUCUUGGGCUUCUCCAUCUUCUUCGGUCUGAUGCUGCCCAGCUACCUGAAACAGAACCCACUGGUCACCGGCAUAGUUGAAGUCGACCAAGUGCUCAACGUGCUGCUCACCACUGCUAUGUUUGUUGGAGGUUGUGUUGCCUUUAUUUUGGACAAUACUAUACCUGGUUCCCUGGAGGAACGUGGCAUCAGGAAGCUGAAACGAGGAACCGGCCUCAGCGUCUCCGAACUCGAAGGCAUGCAAUCCUACGACCUGCCGUUUGGAAUGGCCUUCUUCCGCAGACACGCCAUCUUCAAGUACAUCCCCAUCAGCCCUGUGUUCACCGGCUACUGCUGGGGGCGGCUUCAGGAGGGCGGCAGGUGCCGGAUGGGACAUGGGGACGUGGGGAAGCGGGGCGGGGCCGGCGCCGAGGGUGGCAACGCGCCGGGGGAAAGUCGGGUAUAGCCCUCAUCCUGGGAGGGAUCUUAGCUUUUUAGGGAGCGAGGGAUGGUACACUAAGGUGAAAUGAUGGGAGCACAGACAGAAGCUGAGCAGGAUUGUGUGGAAGGAAAAAAACGUUGCACCAACUUCCCCAUCGGUAUCCGUUUUUCUUCGACUUGUCUGUCUGUGUCUGUCCCCACUUCCCUCUAUGCUAUUUUCAAGCAUGCUGUAGCAAGUCACAGCAUGCGUUAAAAAGAUGUCACCAUGCAGAGGUCAGUCAGUCUGUGUGUGUGUGUGUGUGGAAGGAUAAAACAAGCUUCUUUCCAGAAAGAGACUAAUGAACAUCAAAUCAGAGCCUGCGUCUCCUAACUGCUGCUAAUUUACUCUCCCUGAAUCUCCUCAUAAGAGACCUUCUACUAAAAGCACAGCAGGGUGGAUAAUGUUGCCUCUAAACUUUGUUAUGCAACCACAUUAGUCACACACUCUCUCACACACACACAGACGGCCUCGGUAGAAGUAGUUUGAGCGCUACGAUGCACGAUGUGGGGUCAUGCAGACUGAUAGAAGUAGUUUGUCAGGUGCCCUUAGCCAUGCAAAGUGAUUGUGAGAAUUAUUUUUAUUUUUUUGCACUAUCUGCCUCCUGAUUUUAAUACUAGAAUGUCAUUUUAAAGCCGAGUCGUUUUCUUCAUUCAUUUAGCAUCGCAUCGCAGACCCUAUUUUUUCUUUAGAUAUAUUGAGGAUAAAUCCCAAACAUUUAGGCAAAAUUAUCACUGUUAGUCCCAGGUUACAUCUCCUUACCAUGUCAGUAUUAUGCCGGAGAAACUGACAGUCAGACCGACUUUAUGGAGUUGAAUUAGAGACUCUGAACAGUUUGGUUACAUUUACUUGUUUUACGGGUCAACCUGACAUUUUCAAAAGCUCUGACGACGCACACGGCAGCAGACGCGUGGCCUUGUGGUGCAGUCUUCAUGUAGCGUAUUCAGUAGCGGGUUAACUGAAUGCUCCACAGGCGCCACACAUUCCUGAUCCAAGGUCUGGGUUUGGUCACUUAUUCCUGUUUUUUUUUCUUUUUUUUAGUAGCAAGGUGCUGCUGUUUAAGUUUACUUCCCUAAAUCGAACCCUGACUUCCUGUUUGUCUCAUUAUUAUGGUGCCGCCUAGGAGAGAUGGGGGAGGGGUGAUUUUUAAAAUAUUUUUUUAUUUUGCAUUACCUCGCAAAAGUAUUGUAUUCCUUCGCAAUAGAUUACAGUCACAGUGAUAACAAAUAUCAAUUUAAAAUUACACACGUACUCUUAAAGAGUCUCAGUGAAAACGUGUUUAUAUAUUUUUAACUCUUUGGUGCAGAAAAUUGUCUUAAAAUCAACCUACUAACUAUGUUAAUUUUAAUUUGCGUAAUAUCUUUCAGUGGAGAUAGACCUGCACAUGAAAACAACCUUUUAUUAACCAUUUUAAAAACACACAACCUAAACCUGUGUGAUGGCAAUAUAAAUUAUUUAAAAUAAUAGUUUGGAUGUGUCUUUAAUUUCUUCCAUUCAAAUUUCUCUUUAGGUUUUCUCAAUACGUAAGAUGUAAAACUUCAGAUAUCUCACAAAUGAGAUAUUGCAUAUGAAAGCCUUACAAAAAUAUUGUAGCAGAAAGACCUCGAUUAUUCAAACUACUGCAUGAACUGACUACUAAAUACAUUAUUGUGAGAGAAUACAAUAGUUCUGCAAGAAAAGUCCAAAUAAAAACAAUUUCUCCAUGUCUCUUUGGGGCUCCAUACAUAAAAAAUAUUAAAAUAUUGAUUCUUAAAUUUUUCAUGAUUUUUCACAUGAAAACCAGAAACUUUAAUGGGUUUUAUGUGAUGGAACAACAUAGAUUAGGGCUCAAUUCGGAGUUUGAUUUAUGUUUUCAAAAGGUUUUUAAGAAUAAAAACUUGAAAAGUGUGGCCUGUUUAAAUAUUCACCACCUCUGAUUCAACACUUUCAAAGCCACCAAUGGCAAUUGCAAGUUUUUUGCCAAUUCUGCUUCGCUGGAUGGCUAAAGGUCAGAUUGGAUGGAAAUGAUCAAUGAACUUCUCUCCACACUUUUCAGAUUUUUAUUAUUUGUAUUAAAUAAAUUGAAGUUUAAGUGAUGUGAACGGCUUUGUGCUGUUCAGAGAUUUCCCUCAGUUACAAAAUAUGAAUCCCAGCUGAGAGUUUAUCAAACCAAAAUUUAUAUUUUUGCAGAAAACCAAAACUUUAAAAGUUUUAGCAUUUGUUACUACUGAGAUCCUCCAGCGCUUCUUUCUCUUAUUAUGGCAGUUUUCUUAUUUAUUUAUUUUAGUCAUUUUUAUUGUCAGAUUUAUUUUGCUUCCAUUCCAUUCCAUUCCAUUUAUAGUUGCUUGUAUUUUAAGCCAGGAAAAUGAAACAUUCAGAAGUUUUUCAAUUUUAAGAGCCGGGGCCUUUUUAUUAUUUUUUAUUUUCGUUUCUUUUUUACUGCAAGUGCUUGCACAUAGAGUGGUGCCAACAACAUCGGGGUCCAAAUAGGCAACUCCCACUAACCUAGACUUUAAAAUGUCCUCCUUCAGUAGGUGUUAAAACAUUUUAUUAAAUGACCUGAAUGUCUUCAAAGGGCCUUUUUUUUAUUUAUUGAUGGUAGGAUCUGAUUCUAGAUUCUGUCCUGCAGUGACUUCACUGAUUUCACUUUUAAAAGUUGUUCUUCUAUUUUAUCCAGAAGUGAUUCGAUCUCUUAAAGACUUAAAUGCUAACAUAAAACAUCGAACAUCUGCACAGACUCUUACGUGUGUUCGAUUCUUGCUGGGAUGAGUUCUCCUACAGACGCUCAAAACAAAACGUUUUGAAACGCAGUUUUCGCAAUGUCGACAUUUGCAAAAUUGCAAUCAGAGGACUAACUUGAUGCAAUAUUUGGUGAUAUAUUUGAAAUUUUAAGCAAUAAAAUUCUGCUGAUAAUGCAUGUGUGGCUCAGGCUGAAGCAAUUAGAUUAAUCAUAAUGAAUUAAUUAUUGAAAUAAUUGUCAAAUAUUUCAGUACUCGGUAAUUAACUGACUCUAAAAAGGCCACUUUAAAAUAAUUGUAAAAAUUUUUCUUAAAGGACUUUUUUUUUUUUUUACCCAAAACUCCUCAAGUAACUUAUUUUCUUAUGUAAAAAAGAAAAUAAUGUAUAGCAUAAAAUAGACUUAAUUGGUUAAUGAAAAAUAUGCUGAAUGUGUCAAUAAAAUAUCUGGUUAAUUGAUUAAUGGUCAGAACAAUGAUCUUGGAAAUAACGUUGAGUGCAUUCAUAAUAGUUUGGAAAGAAUAAGUCAACUGUAAUGUUCACUUGGGCUACGUUCACACUGCAGCCUGAAGUGACUCAAAUGUGAUUUUUAUCUUUGCGAAAUUAGAAUUUUUUACUUAUUUAUAUAUUUUGGCAUGGUCGUUCACUCUUCCAAAUAUAUGCGACCUGUACGUUUUCUUCAAUGUGAGCUGAAAACGACCUGAAAGUGUCCCGCAUGCGCAGUACAGGGCUCAUUAACGUCACACAGAGAGCAUGCUCAUUGUUUUGCUAACCGCCAUAAAGAAGAAGCAGCUGCUCAUUGUUUGUGGAAGGUAACAUGGAGGCUAACGGUGUAGUGUAUCUUGCGAUUUUGAAGUUAUUGUACGAUUGGAGCAGCGUAUUAACAACUUAAUGAUUGUUGUUUUUCUUCCCUCUUGUGCGUAUCAGGACGCAGAAUGGUGACGUUUGUCGAGUAUCAAUGACGUUCAGGUCGGAUGAACGCGACUUUACCGUGCAGAUUCAGGUCACAUUUGAAAACAUCAGAUACGUAUCGGAUAUCCAAGUGACCUGUGUUGUUUGGACCGUCAUGAAAAGAUAAGAUACAGGUCGCAUUAAGGCCAACAUUUCACUUUGAACUGCAGAGUCAACGUAGUCUCAUUUAUCUGACGAUGUGGCGCCAUGUUUGAACUAAACAUUAGGUUAGAUGGGAUCUGAUUAUCAUCCUGGAUAAGUUGUAAGAAACAAGCGAAAAGCUGACCAUCAUCUCCGUUUAGAGAAUUUUAAAACAAGCAAGCACUUGGUGACGACCAGUUUGUUAUUCACCCACCAGCUGGUGGUGAGAAAGUAGAGAUCAGAGCAGAGAUGGAUUUGGUGUUUUACGUCUCCUUUUCGCAGUGAGUUCCUCAUGACCUUCACACCGUCUUUCACUGUUUCCCAAAAUGCACCUUGCACAUCUCCCGUCAUGUUGUCCCUCAUUGUCUCCGUGUCCCUCGCCAGUCCCACAGUCCUGCAGUGAAACUGAAUUCAGUCCCGUCGUGUUUGGUGUACCUGGCUUUCUCUCCCGGGGAUCCUCACUGUUCAUGUUUCUGGCUGCAGGAGGAGACACCUGCUGGUCACCUUGGUAAGAGCCGGCUGCUCAUCAGCAGCUGAGUGAACCUGCCUUAUCUCUGACGGACGCCAUUAGUUAGUCUCUGUGCCUAAAAGCAGCUUCCUUUUUCACCUUUGGCUCCCAACUUUCAAGUUUUUAUCCUCGUUUCUGUCUGAUAUUCAGAGUCCGAUUACAUGUAGUUGUUACAGAAGCAGCCCAGUUAGAGUAAAAGCCGCUGGCGUUCUGGUUUAAACUCCACUCAAGUCAAAUGCUGGCUCUUAAAAAGGUCACCACAAGGUGACAGACAUUGAUCCCUUUCAGUUAUUUUGAAAGGGGCUCUGCCUGAAGAUUAUACUUCUGUGUAAAGUGUUUUAUCUUUUUCAAUGUUUGUUUUUUAUACAUCAUUUUUAUGUUUUUGCAAACAGGUAUUUGUAAAGAUGAAGAAAAAAAAUCCAAAAUUUUACUCUUAAAUCAUGCUGGAACACGCACCAUCUUGUACAUUUUAUUUAAAGCCUCAACACAUUGAAAGUUGUAAUCUGUGGUUUUGGUGAAAUCCUUUUUGUCUGUUUAGGAGCUUUUUCAUACUGUAUUUUUUCUACUCUUUGAACAUUGCUUUCUGCUCACCAGUAUAAAUCAAAGAACAAGCUGAGAAACUUUAGACGUAAAGACAAAACAGAAACAUGUAUAUUUAAUGUUUGCUGAACAGUCUGGAGGAGAGAUUGUGUAAACUAAUUGUAACAUUAAAAAUGAUUUAUUUGUUCCUAAAACUAUUUAAUAAGAUGUUGCAGGAUAAAUCA
Messenger RNA from Gambusia affinis (western mosquitofish), 7536 nucleotides. It is a transcript of the gene slc23a2, whose product is annotated as solute carrier family 23 member 2. Bases 280 to 2445 code for a protein of 721 amino acids. Gene Ontology annotation, cellular component: membrane. The transcript has 16 exons. Lineage: Eukaryota; Metazoa; Chordata; Actinopteri; Cyprinodontiformes; Poeciliidae. Gene Ontology annotation, molecular function: transmembrane transporter activity. The record is from RefSeq and is a predicted model, not a curated record. Gene Ontology annotation, biological process: transmembrane transport; L-ascorbic acid metabolic process.